This is a messenger RNA of Cyphellophora europaea CBS 101466, 1575 nucleotides long. RefSeq lists its product as uncharacterized. The coding region runs from base 1 to 1575 and encodes 524 amino acids. Gene Ontology annotation, biological process: carbohydrate transport; transmembrane transport. Gene Ontology annotation, cellular component: membrane. Gene Ontology annotation, molecular function: carbohydrate:proton symporter activity. The transcript has 3 exons. NCBI's taxonomy places the organism in Eukaryota, Fungi, Ascomycota, Eurotiomycetes, Chaetothyriales, Cyphellophoraceae. The record is from RefSeq and is a predicted model, not a curated record.
AUGGCUGACGAAGCUCCCCCGCCGCGGUCGACGGCGAUUAAGGGCAGGCUGCUCCACGACUAUCGCGCCUUCUUGUACUGUGGUGUCGCCUGCCUCGGUGGCUUUCAACUAGGUCUCGAUCUUGGAGCCGUUGCUGGUUUUCAAGCCAUGCCAGGAUUUCUAAUGAUCUUCGGCUUCCCAACGGACACUUCGGCGCUAGGUUGGGGCAUUGACCCGACUGUUCAGCAGCUCAUCAGCUCACUAAUGCUGGUGGGCUCGUUCGUAGCGUGUCUGGCGGUCGGGCCUAUGGGCAAAUACCUCAGCAGAAAGUGGGUUCUGUUCAUCGGCUGCUGCGUUAACCAUGUCAGCGUCAUCCUAAUGUUGGUGGCCAAGGACCCCGGGACGCUCUAUGCUGGUCGCAUAAUCAUCGGCAUAUCCGUGGGCAUUCUCGACGUCCUGCCCCAGCUCUACAUCCACGAGUCGGCCCCCGCGAACCAGCGAGGAAUGCUGUUGGGUGGCUUUAAUGUUUUUGUUAGUAUCGGCUUGCUCAUUGGAUCCAUCGUGGACAACUACACCUCGAAAAUCAUGAGCCCCAAAUCCUACCAGAUCCCUCUCGGCAUCUUCUUCAUUGUCCCGGUUAUAUUGUCAAUCGCUUUGCCUUUCAUGCCCGAAAGCCCAAGGUGGUUGAUUGAACACAACAGGACAUCUGAUGCACGAAAGGCCUUGACCAAGCUCCGGCAUAAGGAUACCAGCGCUCAGUUUCUCGAAGCGGAAUUACAAGAGAUGAUUGUCGCAUUCGAGACGGAGAAGUCACUGACUGGCAACGUGGCCUUGUUCGACUGCUUCCGCAGAACCAAUCUCCGCCGAACCUUGCUCUCGGUGGCCAUCAUGACCUGUCUCACCGGCUCGGGCGCCGUGUUCGUCCUUGUGUACGGCACCUAUUUCUUUGCCAUCGCGGGGCAGACCAACGCCUUCGAACAGAGUGUCGGUAUGACAGCUGCGGGCCUGGGCGCCACAAUCUUCUCCAUGUGGCUGAUCACUCGCAUUGGCCGACGAAGCAUCUUGAUGAUCGGGUUCGCAGCCCAGUCAGUCUGCAUGCUGAUAGUGGCCGCCGUCUUUCAGAAGCUGUCAACCAGUCCCAUUGGGGGUAGAGUCCUGGUCUCGUUCACCAUCAUAUACCUCUUCUUCUACAAUAUGUGCGUCGCACCCUACCUAUACCUCUGCGCAGGCGAGAUCCCGACACAGCGGCUACGUGGCUACACCCUGGGCAUAGCCAUUGGUGUCUCUUUCCUGUGGAAUUGGGUGGCGACCUUUACUGCGCCGUACUUUUUGAAUCCGAUGGAACUGAACUGGAGUGGUAAAUACGGAUACAUUUGGCUCGGGUCAAAUCUCGUCAUCCUGGUGUUUGUCUUCUUCUUCGUGCCCGAGACCAAGGACCGCACGCUUGAGGAGAUUGACGAAAUGUUCGAAGACAAAGUGAAGGCUCGCCAAUUCAAGCGCUACAACUGUGUUCGUGCGGAAAACGCACGUGCCGUUGCGAUGCAGGACGUCGAAAAUAAGCAGAGAGAGACAUCUGAGCAUGUGGAAUCUAUUUAA